AUGGAGAAGCAUAUGCAAAGGACAACUAAACGGCCUGGUCUGCUUCACCUCACUCUGUUGCAUUCUCAGGCUCUACGAAAACACCGGUGGCGUGUUUACUGGGUUCUAACUACUGAUCUCAUUCGCGUGAAUGAUGCCUCAGCUGGAUGCAAGAUCUUCAGCUUUAUCGUCUGUGGUAAGUGUCAGUUCACCUGUGAUUUUCCGCAGGAUUUCAUCCAGUUAUACAGACGAAAGCCAUCGAAGUUCGCCGAGCACAUCAAGAAUUGUCGUGGAAACAAAGCAGGGCUAGUCAGAAUAGUGUCCCAAAUUGAAUCACAAGUACGAAAAGCUGUUCUGAGGAACAAAUCAAACACGAUAGACUCGAAUGACGUGCUGUUAGUUACUGACGCACUAGCAUGCAUUAAUGUCAUUCUCCAAUCUGAUAUGGCUUCUGUCAUUAUUCGGAAAAAACGAAGUCGUCUGGCUUUGAGCAGUAUCCAGAAAUUACUGAAGGGAUUCAACCGUCCUUCAUCUGCCAGUGUGUGGGCGCCCUGGCAGUAUCCCAGCCCACGUACAACCAUGAAUAGCACAUACACAAGUAAACUAAACUCACAUCGGCCGUCGCGUGGUGCCAUCAGCCGGGUCGCCUUACUUGCUGCAUACAGCAGGGCGGGUAAGCGAAAACAGGCUACUGCUGACGCCUCCCUUCUUUCUCCUUCACAUACUUUUUCUUCCCCCUCUCCCCACCCCAUUAAUAACUCUCUCCUUGUAGGCCCAGCACUUAGGACUGAUGACUCCGUCCGUCAUGCAUCGGUUUUGCGUGCAGCAUCUGCUCAUCACAUGGUGCCGACAUCUCCAGGCAUCUCCAAAUCAAUAUGGCUGGCACCCGAUGUCAGUGGCGUUCUUGUUGUCAGUUUUUGUCCAGAUUGCCUGAAUGAAUGUCUGGAGGUGCUUUCAAAUAAGUCAUGGCUGUACGGCAGUGAAGCAUUGGUGUUGAGCACUGAUGUCAUGCUGUCGAUGAUGAGGCAUUUGAAACUGGUCCGGCCCUAA
Messenger RNA from Opisthorchis viverrini, 1029 nucleotides. RefSeq lists its product as hypothetical. Lineage: Eukaryota; Metazoa; Platyhelminthes; Trematoda; Opisthorchiida; Opisthorchiidae. The record is from RefSeq and is a predicted model, not a curated record. Bases 1 to 1029 code for a protein of 342 amino acids. The transcript has 6 exons.